Ceutorhynchus assimilis (cabbage seed weevil) is the source of this 2049-nucleotide messenger RNA. The record is from the annotation of a GenBank genome assembly. Lineage: Eukaryota; Metazoa; Arthropoda; Insecta; Coleoptera; Curculionidae.
AAUAAGGUUAUGUUAUUUGUUUUUGUUGUCGUGUCAAGACAAUGAACUGUAAAUUAUAGCUAUAGCACAAAACCUUCAAUAUUUAUUGGAUAGUUGAAAGAAAUCUGGAGAAACCGGAUAAAUAUAGUAUAAAAUAGAUUAUCUGAUAAAGGUUUGAUUUAAAAUUCCUAAAACAGAGGCAGUUUGAUCAAUUCAAGAUGAGCCAGGACAGUUCUCCUGUGAGAAUACCUUUGAAAACUAGAAACAGGACUGAUGAUUAUUUCAGAGGCAUAUUUAAUAAAUUUGAUAGAGAUAGAGAUGGAUUUCUCACCAUCCGAGAGCUUAAUGCCAUGAUAGAAAGCAGAGAAUAUGAGCAAGAUAUUCCCAUCCACUGCGUAAAAAAAAUCCACGAAUUACACGACAAAGAUGGAGACAGACGACUCGAUUUUGAAGAAUUCAUUGAAAUGAUAAACAACCCAGAACUGAGCAACAUUUUUGGACAUUACUUCAAUCGCUACAUCAAUUGGAUAGUUCCAAAAACUACCCACCCAUCUCACACAGUCACCGAUGGAGAAUACGAGGAAGAGUAUUCCUGUUACCCACCAGCAGUUGGAAUGAUUAUUAUUUCACUUGUGGAAAUUAUCUUUUUUUGUAUUGAUGAAGCUACGGAGAGGGAUUCGACAAAGUAUGCUAGUGGACCUACUGCUACUUACUUUAUUUAUGAACCCUAUAAGAGAUACGAGGCUUGGAGAUUUGUAACUUAUAUGUUUGUUCAUAUAGGAGUUUUUCAUCUCCUAGUAAACUUAGCCGUCCAAAUUCUACUAGGAAUCCCCUUGGAAAUGGUACAUCGUUGGUGGAGAGUAUUAGUUGUCUACUUUGCUGGAGUUUUGGCUGGUUCUCUAGCAACUUCCAUUACUGACCCUUAUGUGAAGUUGGCCGGAGCCAGCGGAGGAGUUUAUUCUUUGAUAACUGCGCACAUAGCUUCAAUUAUUAUGAAUUGGCAUGAAAUGUCCUUUCCUUUGGCACAACUAUUGGUAUUCUUCAUCGUUGCUGGGACUGAUAUUGGAACAGCAGUUUAUUAUAGAUAUGUGCUAGAUAAAGUGCAGAGUAUUGGAUAUGUGGCUCAUUUUGCAGGUGCUGUAGCUGGACUUUUAGUUGGAAUAAACAUCCUCAGAAACCUCUCAGUAACCAGAGCCGAAAGAAUCAUCUGGUGGGUGUCUAUUACGAUUUACGUAUUUCUGAUGGCAAUGUGUAUUAUAUGGAAUCUCUGCUGGACCAGCUAUUUUCCUACCGAUCCUUAUCAAGGAAAAAUGUGGCAGAAUUUUCAGAACUAUCAGCAAUUAAAUAAGACUGGAAAUAAGUUUAGUUAAAUAACUCAAUUAAGAUACAUUGUGCCUUCUUAAAUCUAUUUAGAUACUCAAUUGAAGUAAGAGAAUUUUUUUUUGCUCACAAUUAUUGAAAUCUCAUGUUUGACAUUUGUGUAUUUUCUUAUUUUGGAUUUACUGUGAUGUAUGUACUUAGUUGGGUGUUUGUUUUUCCCCACACUAUGUAGAAAGUAGAAAGUUUACCACAUCCAAAAUUUUGUAGUAUAAUUUUUUGAAAAAUCUAACUAACUAGAUUUUAACUAAAAUGUUCCUAUAGUUGAAGCCACAUUAGACAGUAUUUUUAAACCAAAACUUGGGUUCUUUGGGCUUCAAUAACUACUAAUGUUUGAAAUUUUGGCAACAUUAAGUUGUGCACUGAUAAUUGUUUUUUUUUGUUGCUCAAAUCGUUUACUUUCUCUUUGGGUUAUUAUUUUUAGAUUACAAUUGAUGUAAAUUUAUUUGCAGAUCUUAUCUUGUUAGGAGGCACAUCCUUUUGUAUUACAUAAAUAUUAUUAUUUUUUUGACAAUUAGUACAAAGAAUACAACGCAUAAUAGGCGGAGCAGCGACUGCAUAGCCUCUCUAAUGAAGUUCGGUUUUGCAGUCGCAUCUAGAAUAUUAGUAUUAAGUUUGCAAGUAUUUUUUAUUAUAUUUACAAGAAUCUCCUAUAUUUAUUUUAUUUUUUCAAUAAAUGGAUAUGCUAUACAA